GGAGGCGUGGCUUUGUUCUGCUGCAGCGGAGAAAUAUGACAUGGGGACGAGCGAGAGAGAGAGAGGGAGAGACGGGAAUUAACGGCUCGACAGAGGUCUGGACCGCAAAACGUGAGGAUGGGGAGUAAUGACUGAAAACAGAACGGGUCCUGUGCCUCCCCGGUGUCUUCCUCUCCCGCGCUGCCCUUUGAAGCCAUGGACUGAAGCUGCGUCUGCUCCCCACAGUCCCACGGACAUCAGAUGGCUUUUCAACGACCCUCAGCAGAAACACAGAAAAUGACAACGUGAAGGCUGGCGUCCACCAAGGCCACCGCUGCACCUUGGGCAGCGCACACACAUGAUCACAUGACUCUGGACAUGGACGCGGUCCUGUCAGACUUUGUUCGGUCCACGGGGGCAGAACCGGGUCUGGCAAGAGACCUGCUGGAAGGUAAGAAUUGGGACCUCGGCGCUGCUCUGAAUGAUUACGAGGAGCUCAGGCAGGUCCACACUGCCAACCUGCCGCAGGUCUUCAACGAGGGCCGCUACUACAAGCAACCAGAGACACGUGACACGCCCACCCAUGUCAGCAGGAUCGACAGGCCAUGCGCACAGAAGCAGGAGGACAAUGCACAAGAGAAGCGUCUGUCCCGCGGGAUCUCCCACGCCAGCUCCGCGAUCGUCUCGCUGGCACGGCUGCAGGUGGCCAGUGAGUGUACGAGCGAGCAGUUCCCCCUGGAGAUGCCCAUCUACACAUUCCAGCUACCAGAUCUCAGUGUGUACAGCGAGGAUUUCAGGAGCUUCAUAGAGAGAGACCUGAUCGAGCAGUCCACGAUGAUGGCCCUGGAGCAAGCCGGUCGUCUGAACUGGUGGUCCACCAUGUGCAUUAGCUGUAAGAAGCUGCUUCCUCUGGCCACCACAGGGGACGGGAACUGCCUUCUGCAUGCUGCCUCUCUAGGGAUGUGGGGCUUCCAUGACAGAGACCUGAUGCUGAGGAAAUCCCUGUAUACCAUGAUGAAGAGCGGAGCGGAGAGAGACGCUCUGAAGAGGAGGUGGAGGUGGCAGCAAACCCAACAGAACAAGGAGGUUGGAAGAUCGGGGCUGGUGUACACCGAGGACGAGUGGGAGAGGGAGUGGAACGAGCUGCUGAAGUUGGCCUCCAGCGAGCCUCGCACGCACCUCAGCAAAAACGGCCACGCGAGCGGAGGGGUGGAUAACUCCGAGGAUCCGGUCUACGAGAGUCUGGAGGAGUUCCACGUGUUUGUGCUGGCCCACGUGUUACGCAGGCCCAUCGUGGUGGUGGCGGACACGAUGCUCAGAGACUCGGGGGGAGAAGCGUUCGCUCCCAUCCCGUUUGGAGGGCUCUAUCUGCCUCUGGAGGUUCCCCCCAGCCGCUGUCACUGCUCCCCUCUGGUCCUGGCCUACGACCAAGCUCACUUCUCCGCCUUGGUGUCCAUGGAGCAGAGAGACCAGCAGCGAGAGCAAGCUGUUAUCCCCCUGACCGACUCGGAGCACAAGCUGCUGGCACUCCAUUUCGCCGUGGACCCCGGCAGGGACUGGGAGUGGGGGAGGGACGACAAUGAUAAUACCAUGCUAGCCAAUCUCAUCUUGUCUCUUGAAGCCAAACUCAACCUGCUGCACAACUACAUGAAUGUAACGUGGAUCCGAAUUCCAUCGGAAACAAGGGCUCCCCUAGCUCAGCCAGAGUCUCCCACAGCCUCUGCAGGUGAGGACGUCCAGUCUCUAGCCGAGUCCAUGGACUCUGACCGCGAGUCUGUCGGCAGCAACUCCAACGUCAACAACGGCAAGGCCAGCAAGGAGAAGGACAAAGACAAGCAGCGCAAGGACAAAGACAAGAGCCGGGCCGAUUCUGUGGCCAACAAACUAGGUAGCUUCAGCAAAACCUUGGGAAUCAAGCUGAAGAAGAACAUGGGAGGUCUGGGUGGCCUCGUGCACGGGAAAAUGAACAAAUCUAACUCUGGCUCAGGUCGCGGUGGGGAGAACGGAGGGGAAAAGACAAAGAAAAAGGAGUCGAAGACAACCAAAGGGAACAAGGAGGAGUCGGGCCAGUCGGCCAGCUCCACUUCCUCUGAGAAGACCACCAGUCCCUCCCCCACAGACCGAGACGGACCCCCCAGCUCCUCCCCGCCGGGGAGACAGGAGAGUGCCGCGCGCGAUAAGACCCUGGAAAACUGGAAAUACAGCACCGACGUCAAGCUCAGCCUCAACAUCCUGCGCGCCGCCAUGCAGGGGGAGCGCAAGUUCAUUUUUGCAGGCCUCCUGCUCACCAGCCAUCGACACCAGUUCCACGAGGAGAUGAUCAGCUUCUACCUGACCAACGCCCAGGAGCGCUUCAGUCAGGAGCAGGAGCAGAAGAGGAAGGAGGCCGAGAAGAAGCCGCCCGCCGCCACCGAGGCGGCGGGCGCCAAGAAGCCCGAGCAUGAGAGUGUCUUCCAGAGGGAGAGGUCGGACAGCUCGCCGCCGCCGCCGCCGGAGAGCUGCUCUCCAGCCCUCCCUCGCCACGGCCACGCCCACAACCACAGCUCCCAGCCGCCGCUGGCCCUCAAGAUGCAGGGCAGGACCAGUCCCAGCCCCGCAGCCCCCCUCGUCUCCGUCCCGGUCAUUCCACUCACCCCGCCAACAGCCUCGCAUCACGUCCCCCACCCAGCCCCAGCGCCUGCGCCUUACUCCUCCCCCAGCAUCGGUGCUAAGAGACCCGGCCCCGUUCCCGUGUCGGCCCACUACAGCCAUACGCCUCCCAUCCAGCGGCACAGCGUGAUUCACUUACAAGAUGUCAACAUGCAAUCCUCCAUCUUCCAGGACGACCCGUACAAACCCGUGGUGGGGACCCUAAAGACAUGCGCCACCUACCCCCAGCAGAACCGCACACUCUCGUCCCAGAGCUACAGCCCGGCGCGUCUGUCCGGGGUCCGCACUGUUAACGCCAUAGAGACCCUGUCCUACAACAUGCCCGGCGAACACAAGUCCCACACCUACACCAACGGGUUCAACGCGGGAGACAUUCAGGACUGCUUGGAGUUCGCCGACGAGGACAACUCGUCCCACACGUGGCUCAACCAAGAGAAAACCAAAGGGCGGGGCGCCGGGAGCCCCCUGUACUGCUUUCAGCAGCAGCAGCAGCAGCGCCGCUGCAAGAGGGAGAACUGCUCCUUCUACGGCAGGCCGGAGACGGACUACUACUGCUCCUACUGCUACAGGGAGGAGGUGAAGCGCAGGGAGCGGGAGAGCAAAGUGCAGAGGCCCGCGUAGCCAUCACGGCCCCUUCGUCUGCACUCGGCAUUUAGAGAAGACACCACGGCAAAACAUUUUCCUGUUUUGUUGAAGAAUGCCCUUGUGUCCCUGUCACCCCUCACUUGUUAGUAAGGAUUAACACUUUAUGAUGAGGGAAGCAGAAGUUGAAACAGUGAACAGCUUUGGCCAGAAAUUGUGCUAUUUAGUUGUUGUUUUUUUUGUCAUUGAAGUUAGUCUUUUACUUGUUUUAGAGUAAAAGUCAUCUCUCUGUGAUGUAACUUUCUGUAUGCGAGGGAAAGUUCUUUA
Molecule: messenger RNA, 3537 nt
Organism: Pungitius pungitius (ninespine stickleback)
Lineage: Eukaryota; Metazoa; Chordata; Actinopteri; Perciformes; Gasterosteidae
Gene: otud7a
Product: OTU deubiquitinase 7A
Exons: 13
Coding region: 346-3249 (967 amino acids)
Biological process (GO): protein K63-linked deubiquitination; protein K11-linked deubiquitination; protein deubiquitination involved in ubiquitin-dependent protein catabolic process
Cellular component (GO): nucleus; cytoplasm
Molecular function (GO): cysteine-type deubiquitinase activity; zinc ion binding; K63-linked polyubiquitin modification-dependent protein binding
Source: RefSeq, a predicted model, not a curated record